Molecule: messenger RNA, 2386 nt
Organism: Chenopodium quinoa (quinoa)
Lineage: Eukaryota; Viridiplantae; Streptophyta; Magnoliopsida; Caryophyllales; Amaranthaceae
Exons: 6
Coding region: 321-1943 (540 amino acids)
Cellular component (GO): cytoplasm
Source: RefSeq, a predicted model, not a curated record
CCCUAGGGACGCGUAUAACUUGCUCUAUCCAUCUUCUCUGUGUUCCCGCCGCCAGCUUUCCCUUUUUUUUUUUUUUUUUGUAUUCUUCUCUCUUUCAUCUCUGUUUCCAGCUUGGAUAUUACAGUAUUACAAAAUUAUUACCAUAAUAAUAUUUCUCAAUUUGUUUGUUCAACUGAAAUUCUUUCCAUUCUACUUUUUGUGUUUUACAUUACAAGCAAACUCAACAUCUUCUUAAGAAAGGAAGAAAAUUAGAAAAAGUGAAGUAAAGGGUAGUAGUAUAUUGUAGAGUUAAGUUUGAACAAAGAAAGAAACAAAGAAAAAUGGUGAAGAACAACAAGAAGCUACAACAACAACAAUCUUACAUUGCUGUUUCUUCUGAAAUCAUAAAUUCUCUCUCUUCUUCUUCUUUACAAUCUCUUCUUGUAACCCAUCAUCAACCCCAGAUUAAAAGAUGUUCAAAUAAGCCAAAGAAAUGGGUAAAAAACCCAAUGUUUUUGCUGAUUUUUACUAUCGUCUUGUUGGGGUUUCUGGGUAUGGUUACGCUUUACUUCCUCAAUCUCCCGAAUGCGUGUAACCAGCAUCAGUUGCGAGACGAGGAAGUUGUAGAGUUUAAAAGUAAAAUGACAAUAUUGCCAAAUAUGGUCGAUUCGAGUGAAGAUUUCUGGAAUCAGACGAAUGGGUUCGGACUCGGGUAUCGGCCGUGUUUGGAGUUCAGCCAAGAGUAUAGACAGACGAGUGAGGAGAUAGCCAAGGAUAGGACUAAUUAUUUGAUGGUGGUUGUUAGUGGUGGGAUGAAUCAGCAGAGGAAUCAGAUUGUUGAUGCUGUUGUUAUUGCUAGAAUUCUUGGAGCUGCUCUUGUUGUUCCUGUUUUUCAAGUAAAUGUUAUAUGGGGAGAUGAAAGUGAGUUUUCGGAUAUUUUCGAUUUGGAACACUUCAAAAGGGUGCUUGCUGAUGAUGUAAAGAUAGUUUCGUCUCUACCAUCAACGUUGUUGAGGAUUAAACCAGUUGAAGAGAGUCAAACUCCCUUUCAUGCCACUCCUCAUUGGAUCCGCCAUCACUACCUUGGAAAGCUGAAAAAGUAUAACGUUUUGUUGCUGCGUGGUCUGGACUCCAGGCUCUCUAAGGAUCUCCCAUCUGAUCUUCAGAAGCUCCGUUGUAAGGUUGCAUUUCAGGCACUCAAGUUUGCUCCUCACAUUAUACAAUUUGGUAACAAAAUUGCUGAGAGGAUGAGCAGUAAAGGCCCUUAUGUUGCUCUUCAUCUGCGAAUGGAAAAGGAUGUGUGGAUAAGAACUGGAUGUUCACCUGGCUUGAGCCCAGAGUACGAUGACAUGAUAAACAAUGAGAGAAAGCGUCGCCCUAAGCUUCUUACUGGCAAGUCCAACAUGACCUCCCAUGACAGAAAGCUUGCAGGACUUUGCCCCUUAAAUGCCUUUGAGGUUGCUCGAUUGCUCAAAGCUCUUGGUGCUCCAAAAAGUGCUAGAAUAUACUGGGCUGGAGGACAACCACUUGGUGGCCAAGAUGCCUUGCUUCCUCUCAUUAAAGAAUUCCCUUACUUUUACAACAAAGAAGAUCUUGCACUGCCUGGUGAACUGGAACCGUUUGCAAACAGAGCCUCGUUCAUGGCUGCCAUCGACUAUAUAGUCUGUGAGAAGAGUGAUGUGUUCAUGGCAUCUCAUGGUGGAAACAUGGGACAUGCUCUCCAGGGACAGAGGGCUUAUGCAGGACACAAGAAGCAUAUAACUCCCAAUAAGAGACACAUGCUGCCCUACUUCAUGAAUUCUUCUCUGCCUGAAACCGAGUUUAACAAAAUCGUGAAGGAACUCCACCACGACUCUUUAGAGCAGCCAGAUUUAAGGACAGACAAGCCAGGAAGAGAUGUUACCAAGUAUCCUAUCCCAGAGUGCAUGUGCAAUACUUCUUCAAACAGUCAUUCCUCUUCUUGAAAACUCACACUUAAUUCGUUUCCUCAUCACGUAUACUUGUCAACUCUUAGGAAUGGGACAUGGAAUAAUCGCUCGAAGAGAGCUAAGCCAAGGCAAAUGUUACAGCAAGUAUAACCGGAUGAUAUUCAUACUAACAGAAUCAGUCUUACACCCUAAAAGCGCAAUCUUUGGUGCACUUCAGUGCAAGGUUAUUCCUUUAUUCUUUCCAUUCUUUUAUAGAUUUUGUUUAGCUUAUACACCCAGUAACUUUGUAAAUUUUUUUGUUUUAUCACAUCCUAUACUUGUAUAUAUGUACAGAUAGCAACACAAUCAAGAUUACACGUUUAUUUAUUUCCUUUUCGAUGUAGAACAUGCGAUAUUGUAAUGCAAGAAUCAAUAUCAAUAUUAUUAUACAAAAGUUGUAUGUAGUAGUAGAUGAUUACUGCAGCAUAAUUCUUCAAGUA